AUGAAUCUCUCUUUUCUCUCUUUUCUCUUUUUCUCUCUCUUUUCUCUUUUUCUCUCUCUUUUCUCUUUUUCUCUCUCUUUUCUCUUUUUCUCUCUCUUUUUCUCUCUCUUUCUCUUUUUCUCUCUUCUCUCUUUUCUCUCUCUCUCUUUUCUCUCUCUUUUCUCUCUCUCUUUUCUCUCUCUCUCUUUCUCUCUCUUUCUCUCUCUUUCUUUUCUCUCUCUUCUCUCUCUUUCUCUCUCUUUCUCUCUUUUUUCUCUCUCUUCUUCUCUCUUCUCUCUCUUUUCUCUCUCUUUCUCUCUCUUUCUCUCUCUUUCUCUCUCUUUCUCUCUUUUUCUCUCUCUUUUCUCUUUCUCUCUCUUUCUCUCUCUUUCUCUCUCUUUUCUCUUUCUCUCUCUCUUUUCUCUCUUUUCUCUCUUUUCUCUCUUUUUUCUCUUUCUCUCUUUUCUCUCUUUCUCUCUCUCUUUUUCUUCUCUCUUUUUCUCUUUCUCUCUCUCUUUUUCUCUCUUUUUCUUUCUCUCUCUUUUCUCUUUUUCUCUUUCUCUCUUUUUCUCUCUUCUCUCUUUCUCUCUUUUCUCUUUUCUUUUCUCUCUCUCUCUUUUCUUUCUUUCUUUUCUCUUUCUUUCUCUUUUUUCUUUCUCUCUCUCUUUUUUCUUUCUCUUUUUUUUUUCUCUCUCUCUUUUUUUUUUCUUUUUCUUUCUCUCUCUUUUCUUUUUCUUUCUCUUUUCUCUCUCUCUCUUUUUCUUUUUCUCUCUCUCUCUCUUUCUCUUUUUUUCUCUUUCUUCUCUCUUUUUCUCUUUCUUUUUUUUUCUUUCUCUCUCUCUUUUUCUUUUCUCUCUUUUUUCUUUCUCUCUUCUUUUCUCUUUCUUUCUUUUUUCUUUCUCUCUCUUUUUCUUUCUCUCUCUCUUUUUUUUCUCUUCUCUCUUUUUCUUUCUCUCUCUCUUUUCUCUUUCUCUUUCUUUUUUUCUCUCUCUCUUUUCUCUUUUCUCUCUUUUCUCUUUUCUCUUCUUUUCUCUUUUCUUUCUUUUUCUUUCUCUUUCUUUCUUUCUCUCUCUCUUUUUUCUUUCUCUCUCUCUUUUUCUUUUCUUCUCUUUUCUCUUUUUCUUUCUCUUUCUCUCUCUCUUUUUCUUUCUCUCUCUCUUUUUCUUUUUCUCUCUUUUUCUUUCUUUCUCUCUUUUUCUUUUCUCUCUCUUUCUUUUCUUUCUCUCUUUCUCUCUUUCUCUUUCUCUCUUUUUUUCUUCUUUUCUUUUUCUCUCUUUUUUUCUCUUUCUCUCUCUUUUCUCUUUUCUCUCUUUGUCUCUCUCUUUUUUCUCUUUUUUCUCUCUUUUCUCUUUUUCUCUUUUUUUUCUCUCUUUUUCUCUUUUUUUCUCUCUUUUUUUUCUCUCUUUUCUCUUUUUUUCUCUCUCUCUUUUUUUCUCUCUUUUUUCUCUCUCUCUUUUUCUCUCUCUUUUUUCUCUUUCUCUUUUUUCUCUCUUUUUUCUCUCUUUUUUUUCUCUCUCUUUUUUUCUCUUUUUUCUCUUUUUUCUCUCUUUUUCUCUCUCUUUUUCUCUCUUUUUUCUUUUUCUCUCUCUUUUUCUCUCUCUUUUUUCUCUUUUUUUCUCUUUUUCUUUUUUCUCUCUUUUUUUUCUCUCUUUUUUCUCUCUUUUCUCUUUCUCUCUCUUUUCUCUCUCUUUUUCUCUUUUUUUCUUUCUAUUUUUUCUCUUUUUUUUCUCUAUUUUUCGCUCUUCUUUUUUUUUUUUUUUUUUUUUUUUUUUUUUUUUUUUUUUUUUUCGCUCUCAAAAUACACUCGAACGGUUUUUAUCUGCUAAGGGCGUUCAUCCGGAUCAUGGAGGCAAAUCAUUUACCAUUUGCACAGACGUAAAGUCUGUGUCUCUUUGUCUGUCUGUGUGUCUCUUUGUCUGUCUGUGUGUCUCUUUGUCUGUCUGUGUGUCUCUUUGUCUGUCUGUGUGUCUCUUUGUCUGUCUGUGUGUCUCUUUGUCUGUCUGUGUGUCUCUUUGUCUGUCUGUGUGUCUCUUUGUCUGUCUGUGUGUCUCUUUGUCUGUCUGUGUGUCUCUUUGUCUGUCUGUGUGUCUUUUGUCUGUUUGUCUCUUUGUCUGUCUGUGUCUCUUUGUCUGUCUGUGUGUCUCUUUGUCUGUCUGUGUGUCUCUUUGUCUGUCUGUGUGUCUCUUUGUCUGUCUGUGUGUCUCUCUCUCCCCCCCCCCAACCAUUUACAGAGGCUCGUUCUCGGAUGCUGUUUUCCUUUCUCCAUUUUGA
Molecule: messenger RNA, 2250 nt
Organism: Acanthosepion pharaonis
Lineage: Eukaryota; Metazoa; Mollusca; Cephalopoda; Sepiida; Sepiidae
Source: the annotation of a GenBank genome assembly